AAGGUUGCCAGGGAUUGGCAGAUGCAAGUGGACUUGGAUCAGAGGCUAAUUUUUCCCACAGAGAUCGUAACAACUACUCUGCGACCAGACCUCGUCCUUUGGUCUAACUCUCAAAAACAUGCGUACGUCAUUGAGCUGACGGUACCAUGGGAGGAAGCAACUGAGGAAGCAUUUGAGCGGAAGAAGCUGCGCUAUGCCAACUUGGCAGCUGAGGAAGAGGACAGAGGCUGGAAGAUCAAGAACAUUAUGAUCUUGGGUGACUUCAAUGCAGGCGGCUUGUUCGUUUCCAAACGUGCCAUGAAGAACAUUCGCAUUCGUAAAGACGAGAACUUUCACUGGCUGAUUAGAGAUGGCGUGGACACUACAACAAGCACCAACAACAUACACACCUAUGACAGGAUCGUGGUCUAUGGAGAUGACAUGCUUAAUGCCGUGGAACCAGAAACUGCAAAAGCCUUCAACUUCACGAAGGAGUUUAAUCUCAAUGGUGAGCAGGCUCUGAAAGUGAGUGACCAUUAUCCAGUGGAGGUUGAGUUGAAGUCCAUAGUUGAGACAGAUGAAACAAACGCCAAAAAGCCGAAAGGAAAAACCCCCGCCUAUGCAUUCUUUGUUGUGGACUUCUAUAAGGAGCACAAGAAGAAGCACCCAGGAGCCAAAGUAAUAUUAACAGAGGUUUCCAAAAUGUGCUCAGAUAAAUGGAAGUCCAUGUCACCUGAGGAGAAGGCAAAGUUCGAAGAGAUGGCCAAGAAUGACAAGCUCCGGUAUAACCAGGAGAUGAAGUCCUAUGUACCACCUGCAGGUGCCGAGAAGGGCAAGAAGAAGAAGAAGGACCCCAACGCGCCCAAAAAGCCACCUUCUGCUUUCUUGAUCUUCACCUCUGAACACCGUGAAAAGAUCAAGGAGGAUAACCCGGGGAUCUCCAUCACUGACAUCUCCAAGACGUGUGGUGAGAUGUGGAAAAAGAUGAGUACCACAGAAAAGGCCCCCUAUGAGGCCAAGUACGCCAAACUGAAGGAGAAAUAUGAGAUGGAAGUUGCUGCCUACAGAGCCAAAGGCGCCAAGAAGGCGGAACCAGCUGACAACGAUGAUGAGGAUGAAGACGAUGAGGAUGAAGAUGAUGAUGAUGAGGAUGAAAAUGAUGUUGACGGGGAUGAUGACUAAGUCGUUUCUGUGUUUGAGGAUGUGAAGUUUGUGAUGCGUUUGUUUAUGUUUGUUUUUGUUUUGGGUUGGACGAGUUCAGCAGUAUAACCUGCUGCCCCUGUCGGUUGACCUCAUUUGAGCUGUACUCUUUUUCUAAUUUAGGGUGUUAGAUUUAUAUUGUUUAUUGUCAUUUAUCCUUAGAAAUAUUUAACCAUAUAUGC
Neolamprologus brichardi is the source of this 1361-nucleotide messenger RNA. The record is from RefSeq and is a predicted model, not a curated record. NCBI's taxonomy places the organism in Eukaryota, Metazoa, Chordata, Actinopteri, Cichliformes, Cichlidae.